AUGGCUACCAGAAAAGAUUUAAUAAUUAGCAAGACCAAACAAGCACAACUAAAACACAAAUUUACAGAUAUCGAGACAAUUUUUUUCCGCUGGUAUGAUUUCAAUGAACACAAAGAAAUUUUUGAAUAUCGUAAUGAGUAUUCCAACAACUAUAAAUUGGCACAUAUGUAUAACUUUCAAAACAUAGAAACCUGGCUUAAAGAAACGCAACCACACAAUAAACCAAAUAACGAUCCCAUGCAUAAAUUUGACCAAACGCAAAAUCGUAAGCCACUAGGACGGCAACUAGUAAAUGUGGGAUUUGAUAAUACCGAGGUUAACUACACUUCUUAUAGUAAUGAAGAAUUCCUUCCUCCUUCUAUAAUACCCGAUGAUAGACACAUUGCCAUUCAAGAAGACCCUUUUGCACAAUCUGAUGAUAGUUCAGUUUAG
Parnassius apollo (apollo) is the source of this 432-nucleotide messenger RNA. The record is from the annotation of a GenBank genome assembly. NCBI's taxonomy places the organism in Eukaryota, Metazoa, Arthropoda, Insecta, Lepidoptera, Papilionidae.